AUGAAACAUCGUUCUCAUGGGAAGAUCCACCGUUCAAUGGCUUGUAAGUCUCUUAUGGUGGAACUAGGUCAAUCGGGGUUGAGGCCUUGUCAAAUUAAAAAGGCUGUAAAUGCAAUGAAAACUUCAUAUGAUGUCGAUGUUACCUCAAAGCAAUGUGCCGAUGUUUUUUCUAAGCAACGUAAACAAUAUAAAGGUAAAGAGUUUUAUGGGCUGAUCAAACAUUUCCAAGAUAAAGCAUUAGUUGAUAAUAACCAGUAUUUUGCCGUGGAUUUGUUUGAAGAUGGGUCUCCUAGAAAUGUUUUUUGGGCUGAUGGAAGAUCACGAGAGGCAUAUACUAAAUUUGGGGACGUCGUUGUGUUUGACGUCACAUACAUGACAAAUACGUUUAAGAUGCCAUUUGCUCCGUUUGUUGGUGUGAAUCAUCAUGGCCAAUCUAUAUUGUUUGGUGGUGCAUUGCUAGAAAAUGAAAAAGAAGAAACUUUUCGAUGGCUAUUUGAGCAUUUUUUAAAUUGUAUGUUUAGAAAGUAUCUAGUGGCAAUGAUAACAGACCAGGAUAAAACUAUGGGUAAUGCAAUCAAGAAAGUUUUUCCAAACACUCGCCAUCGUUUCUGUGCAUGCCACAUUAAGAAGCAUGAAUUGGAACAUCUGCGACCACUUGUAGCCCGUUAUAGUGAUUUUAAAGAGGCUUAUAUACAAUGGGUAAAGAGUGAUACAAUUGAAGAAUUUGAAACCAAUUGGGAAGUUAUUCGCGUGGAAGAAGCGAGAGCAUUCAUUCAUUUUUUUGAUGGAUUUGUUAAUUCCAAGACCAUGUUGAAUGAAUUUGUACUCCAAUAUGAUAAAGCAGUUGACCCUCGAAGGGCUGCCGAAGAAGAUGAAGACUUUAAGACCAUGAACUCCAGUCCAAUCCUUUCUUCUGUUCACCCGAUAGAAGCAAAAGCAGGUCACUUUUAUACGAGAAAAAUGUUUGAGGUUUUCAAAAAAGAAUGGAUAGAAGCUAAUUGUAACUUAACUCAUGAGACUUUAAGUAAAACCACAAAAGAAAUCAAAUAUAGGGUUGGCUAG
Lactuca sativa (garden lettuce) is the source of this 1062-nucleotide messenger RNA. Lineage: Eukaryota; Viridiplantae; Streptophyta; Magnoliopsida; Asterales; Asteraceae. The record is from RefSeq and is a predicted model, not a curated record.